This is a messenger RNA of Oncorhynchus kisutch (coho salmon), 2319 nucleotides long. Its product is annotated as BTB/POZ domain-containing protein 6-B. The transcript is spliced from 5 exons. The coding region runs from base 340 to 1959 and encodes 539 amino acids. Lineage: Eukaryota; Metazoa; Chordata; Actinopteri; Salmoniformes; Salmonidae. Gene Ontology annotation, molecular function: protein binding. The record is from RefSeq and is a predicted model, not a curated record. Gene Ontology annotation, biological process: neurogenesis. Gene Ontology annotation, cellular component: cytosol.
CUUCUGGGCUUCUGACGUUGACGGUAUGUGUAAAUCUGAUUUGUUGGCAGCGAGCUGGGCGUCCGAGAGGAUUACACCAAAUAUAUAAAAAAAAUAGACGGCAACUAAAACUCUCGCCCCGAAAAAUGACCAUUCAGAUCGUAUCCAGACUGCAGCUAAUGAGUAACCCACGCCUUGUCCUAGUUGAUAAGUAGCUUUUGGAGAAAAACAUCUGCCAGUAUUUGCUCAGGAAAACAGCGGACUCUAAGCGAGCAACGAUUAUAUGGAUUUACCAUCUGCUCGAAAAGCGAGAACAUAAUACGUUUUGGGGAGACAACUCAGCGGCAACAAGAGGAUGAAAUGAGAAAGAGAAAAAAAGUAUUCAGCUUGAAGUUGGAAUACAACCCAAUUGGACGGAUAUUGUUUAUGUUGCUCUUACAAUUGAUUCGGGAAACACUGAAAAAGUCUAAAAAGACUGGGAAACACACAGGCAGUUUACCAGUAUGCUAUGAGAUUCUAACCCUGUCCCUGAAGAAGAAGAUGGCUGCAGAACUGUACCCUGCGACCACCAAUCUAACCAACAACGGUACUACGGUGACCGCCAGUGACAAGAAAAGCGAUGUGCAGGUCACCCAGUCAACAACCACUGCAACAACACCGACCACCCAGCAAAACAUAAACAACAACAACGUCGAUCCUCCCAGCUGGCAGUCCUCUCACCCCACGCUACGGGAGAGGAAUGCCUUGAUGUUCAACAAUGAACUCAUGGCCGAUAUACAUUUAAUUGUUGGUCCCCCUGGUGAAUCUCAGAAAGUACCAGUGCACAAGUAUGUGUUGGCAGUGGGUAGCUCCGUCUUCUGUGCCAUGUUUUACGGGGAUCUUGCAGAGGAGGAGUCCGAAAUCCAUAUCCCAGACGUGGAACCUGCUGCCUUUCUAAUUCUGCUGAAUUACAUGUACAGUGAUGCGAUAGACCUGGAGGCGGACACCGUGCUGGCUACCCUGUACGCUGCCAAGAAGUACAUUGUACCAGCCCUGGCCAAGGCCUGCGUCACCUUCCUGGAGACCAGCCUGGAGGCCAAGAACGCCUGUGUGCUGCUGUCCCAGAGCCGUCUGUUUGAGGAGCCUGAGCUGACACAGCGCUGCUGGGAGGUGAUUGACGCCCAGGCCGAGCUGGCCCUGGGCUCCGAGGGCUUCUGUGAGAUCGACCUGCAGACCCUGAAGAUCAUCCUGCAGAGAGAGACUCUCAACACCAAGGAGGUGGUGGUCUUUGAUGCCAUGAUGAGCUGGGCCACAGCUGAGUGUAAGAGGCAAGGACUGAGGGCAACCACCCACAACAAGAGAUCUGUCCUGGGCAAGGCACUCUACCUGGUGCGCAUCCCCACUAUGACCCUGGAGGAGUUUGCUGAUGGGGCGGCCCAGUCAGACAUCUUGACACUGGAGGAGACGCAUGACAUUUUCCUGUGGUACACAGCGGCCACCAAGCCCAAACUGGACUUCCCACUGGCACAGAGGCAAGGCCUGGCGCCCCAGAGGUGCCACCGCUUCCAGUCGUCAGCCUACCGGAGCAACCAGUGGCGCUACAGGGGCCGCUGUGACAGCAUCCAGUUUGCAGUGGACAAGCGGAUCUUUAUCGCUGGACUGGGUCUGUACGGGUCAAGUGGCGGAAAGGCUGAGUACAGUGUCAAGAUUGAACUGAAGCGGCAAGGGGUGACCCUAGCACAGAACCUGACCAAGUUUGUGUCGGAUGGAUCAAGCAGUACAUUUUCUGUGUGGUUUGAACACCCAGUUCAAGUGGAGCAGGAUGCUUUUUAUACGGUGAGUGUCGUGCUGGACGGGAAUGAGCUGAGCUAUUUUGGCCAGGAGGGCAUGACGGAGGUGCAGUGUGGAAAAGUGACUUUUCAGUUCCAGUGCUCCUCGGACAGUACCAACGGGACUGGGGUGCAGGGGGGACAGAUCCCGGAGCUGGUGUUCUAUGCAUAAGCUGGAUUGGUCAUAAAAGGAGAGAACAUAUAGACCAUACUGUACAUCCAUAUGUUGCAGCCUUAUAAAUAAUGUAGCAUUAAGACACUAGUGUCAGACUAAACAAAAUACUAUUUUUAAGUCAAGGAACGUUUUAUCUUAUUUAUUUAAAAUAAAAAUGUUAUUUGUAUUAUUUUAAUUAACGCUGCAAAAAGCAGUCCCUUGUAAAAAGUAAUAUUGCACUUGUGGACAGUCUCUGCAAUGUUGUUUUGUACAUAAAACACAGUUAAAUGGUUUGCAGCUUGAUGCUGAUCAACCAUGAUGUUCCUGUUUGAGAGCUUACGAACCUGCAGAAAAUCAUAAACAUUUUGUGAGAAGCCA